Astrephomene gubernaculifera is the source of this 1206-nucleotide messenger RNA. The record is from the annotation of a GenBank genome assembly. Lineage: Eukaryota; Viridiplantae; Chlorophyta; Chlorophyceae; Chlamydomonadales; Astrephomenaceae.
AGCUCUAUGGGCUAGGAGCAAUGCAAUACAUGGAAAGGAAAGCAGCUGGUAAGGCUGUUGCCAGUCGACGACUAGUCACCCGACGCCCGUUUCCUACCGGCAAGCUCGCAGCGUCAGCGUCCGGAUUAAUAUACGGCUCAUCAAUUUCUGAAAGGGCUCAAGCAAAGCAAGCGCUUGUGGACCUUGUGAGGUUCACCAACCGAGGCCUCGGCGUGGAAACUUUUCAGCGCGGAUUAAUAGAAGAGGCGCAGGUGCUCGUCGAGGGAUUCCAGGGCGAACGCCUGGAUUACUCACUGCUUUCAGGGAAAUGGAAGCUUAUCUACACAACUGCAAGGGACGUCCUGCCCAUCCUUGAGGCCGAAUAUCGCUUAAGCCCGGGUCCGCUGAGUGGCAUUGGCCUGCCGCGACCGUUGGAAAUCGGGAACAUUUACCAGCGCUUCACCAACCCAGAACUGGGCGUAGUCGAGAACAUUAUAGACAUCACGGCGUUUGGGUCCUCGCUGAGCUUCACUGUAGGCGCCAGGUACGACAUUCGCAGCGACAAACGCAUCGCACUGGUGUUCGAAGAGGCUCGAGUGGGCGAUGUGCGCAUCAGCGAGGCGGUGGAGGCGGCCAUUGCACCCGCACUGCUGCCCCGCGGCUCCCUGCAACACAUGGUCCUGCUGGCGUUACGGGAGGCCCAGUUCAGGUUCCAAUUCCGUACGGCAGCUCAGCUAGCCAGCAGGGCUGUUACGCGGAGGGACAGCGUCCCUGCGGGCUACCUGCUGACGUAUCUUGAUGAGGACAUGUUGAUUGGGAGAGCGGUUGGGCUGGGCGGCACGUUUGUGUUUUUAAGGGAGAGGGAGGAGAUGUGAUGAGGGGUUGCAUGCAGGGCGUGUAUGUACGGUAGAGUAUACAUCGAUCCAUUUCGUGGGAAUAUGGUGAGCAGGCGGGGCUGCUUACGGGUGUUACCGGUACUGCCUGGGACGAUGGCUCGAGAGAGAAGUCAAAGGCGGCAGGCCGUGCCGAAACACAUGAAGACGGGAUUCGAAGGACAUACCGGUAGGAUGCGUCUUACCAAUAGUGCAGGAUCACGACGUCGAAGGAACAGCUUGAGCACACAAGCAGUCUGGCACGUUUGCAGCUGCGAGCUGCGACUGUGCCCUGCACCGUUUGUGCCGUUCCUUGGUUAGAUGGCCGUUAAACAUAGGAUGUUGUACGGAUCUG